AUGGUGCUACUCUGGAACGUGUGGAACCGAAGGAACAAAUGGUUCCAUGAUGAAGAGUUACUAGACGAUAGGGAUAUGGUGGUGGCCGCGUGGGGCCUUUGUGUUGAUUUUGUUGAAGCCAAUUCAAUUGGAAGUUUUCUCACCCCCUCACAGAGCUCGAUGAAACUGACAUUUUGGAGCCGUCCUAAGACAAAUGGAGUUAAGAUUAAUGUCAAUGGGGCUUUUAGCACAACGAAAACCAUGUCAGCAAUAGGCAUUGUGGCCAGAGACCACAACGGUAUGGUGCUUGGGGGCAUGUGCCGACAAAUUACUCCACCUUUCAUGGCAGAAUCUACGGAAAUGGAAGCUUUUACACAAGGGCUUAAAUUCACAAUCGAGAAUGGGUGGAUGGAUACCAUUAUUAUAGGCGAUGCAAUUUCCAUUGUCAAUAGACUUUUCAAUAGAAGAGAGGAUGUUUCAACCAUCACAUUGUUGCUCAACGAAGCACAAAAUAUCUAA
Hibiscus syriacus is the source of this 498-nucleotide messenger RNA. RefSeq lists its product as uncharacterized. Lineage: Eukaryota; Viridiplantae; Streptophyta; Magnoliopsida; Malvales; Malvaceae. The record is from RefSeq and is a predicted model, not a curated record. The transcript has a single exon. Gene Ontology annotation, molecular function: nucleic acid binding; RNA-DNA hybrid ribonuclease activity. Bases 1 to 498 code for a protein of 165 amino acids.